Molecule: messenger RNA, 1245 nt
Organism: Camelina sativa (false flax)
Lineage: Eukaryota; Viridiplantae; Streptophyta; Magnoliopsida; Brassicales; Brassicaceae
Source: RefSeq, a predicted model, not a curated record
AUGGCUGCUGCAGAAAUUGUUGACUCAACUCAAGGUCUCCUCAACAUCAAUAUGAUGAAUAUCACUAAGCUCACCUCUACCAACUAUCUCACAUGGAGCCUUCAAGUUCAUUCUCUCCUCGACGGCUACGACCUUUCUGGUUACAUUGAUGGCUCCUCUGUUCCACCAGAGCAAACACUCGGCUCCACUACUCUGCCAACUCCAAAUCCGGCAUAUGCAAAGUGGAGACGUCAAGACAAGCUGAUCUACAGUGCUCUUCUUGGCACAUUGUCUCCAGCGCUCCAACCAGUGGUCUCCAAAACCAAAUCCUCUGCUGAGUUGUGGAAACACAUCUCUUCCACUUAUUCCAAUCCAAGCUGGGGCCACAUUCAACAACUCCGUCUGCAACUCAAGCAAGCAUCGAAAGGUGAGAAGACUAUUGAUGAGGACAUGCAGACACUCACCACGCGGUUUGAUCAACUUGCUCUUCUUGGCAAGCCUCUUGCUCUUGAAGACCAACUUGAAGUUAUCCUUGGUGGCUUACCCGAAGAUUACAAAGCUGUUGUUGAUCAAGUGGAAGGACGUGACACUCCUCCCUCCAUUGUCAAAGUCCAUGAAAAGCUCAUUAACAAAGAGGUUAAACUUCUCUCUCUCUCCUUGUCUACCACCUCCACUGGACCAACCUCGGCUUAUGCUGCCACCUAUCGUCCCAAAUUCAACUCUGGGGGACACUCCUUCCGUCCACAUCAGCCAUGGAACAACAACAACAACAACAAGCAUCAUUAUCAACAACCACGCCUAGACAACCGCAUGCUCAAGGGAUACCAAGGCAAGUGUCAAAUCUGUGGGGUGUUUGGUCACAGUGCCAAACGUUGCUCCCACCUUCAACAGCCCUCCUAUGGCUCUCAAAGUGGCAUUCUACCCUCUCCGUUCCACCCAUGGCAACCACGUGCCAAUCUUGCUCUUGGCCAUCAACAGACGACAAAUCCAUGGAUACUUGACAGCGGAGCCACUCAUCACAUGACAAGCAAUCUUGGCAAUUUGGCCUCACACCAGCCUUACCAAGGAGAUGAUGCAGUCCUCAUCGGUGACGGUUCGGGUCUUUCAAUUUCUCACACUGGUUCACUGUCCCUCCCUUCCAACUCUAAACCUUUAUCUCUUACCAAUGUCCUAUGUGUCCCUCACAUUCACAAAAAUCUACUCUCCGUAUACCGUCUAUGUAACUCUAACAGUGUCUCUGUCCACUUUUUCCCUGCUCACUUUUAG